AAGUUUUGUAGACUCGACCCUUUGCUAAAAUGUAAAAAAAUUGCGUCGUUUAAGAGUGCAAAUAUGAAUUGAGUUAUUGUACACGCAGACUUCAGAGUAUGCGUUCCCCAACUGGGAAAUGUACGCUAAAACGCGCCAAUAAGAUUGCGCUAGCUCGUACUUGGCUCUGCCCACUAUGGCUCAUUUGUUCCAAUUUGAAACGACAGGCUGUGGUCUAUCUUGGUUUAGUUAUAAAAUGUAUUUGGUGCCAGUGCGGCUCGGUUCAGUUGGAGGUUGCAACAUGUUGAAAAUAAUAACGUGACUUGUAAAAAAAAAAAAAAAAAAAAAAAACGCUUAAUGAUGUCCUGGUUCUUCCAUGUCAAUCAAGGCUCAAACCAGCAGCCCCCUGUCAUGAUGCCCCCAGCUGCUGGUGCCCUGUCUAGCAACACACACUAUCCGACAAUCAGUAGCAACACACUGGAUACAGCUAACACUGCUGGGCAGGGUUGGCUCUGCACACAGUCCAGUUCGUCUUCACCCAGCCUGGCAGACUUUCCGUCAGUACCACAGGGUUUAGUGCCUCCCAGCUUGGAGAACCUAUCUUGUACCUCUCUGAAGUCAGCGGCAGGCAGAGAGCCCCUACCACUCUCCUACGUAACUCUUCAGGAGCAGCGUUGUGUAUUGAGCUGGUUCUUGAGCUGGAGCACUGCCCAGAGGGAAAGGUUUCUGCAGGACCUGUUGGGGAAAGCUGUGCCAGGGAAAGUGUGUACCCUCCUCGAGUCGCUCAAUACGCUACAGGUUAAGGACAGCCCACCAAAUAUUUUUGAGUGCCAACUGCGCCUCUGGACCCAAUGGUUUGAGUCAUGGAAUGAGGAGGAGAGGAACAGUUUCCUGCACAUUCUAGAAGAGAGAGACCCAAUCUUUGUUGCCCACUUUUACAGAGGUGUAGCUGGGACAGCAGGCAGGGAUUGAGGGAUACAGGAGAAGAGGGUGUAGAAUGGAUUGGCAAUGCGUGGGUGGAAGACAGAAACAAGUUAGGUUGGAGUGGUACAUAGGGAAGCAUAUGUGUGGAGACAGUGAAGAACAGCCCAGUGGUUAAGAGCAUUGGGCUAGUAACUGACAGGUUGCUGGUUCGAAUCCCUGAGCCAACUAGGUUAAAAAUGUUGAUGUGCCCUUGAGCAAGGCACUUAACCCUAAUUGCUCAUGUAAGUCAUUCUGGAUAAGAGUGUCUGCUAAAUGACUAAAAUAUAUGUACAAUCGUUUUCUGGCUAGGGCUGAGAUGAAUCUAGUAACAUAUGAGAAAGCCCUUAUAGUAUUGAUACAUUCUGUUGACCACAUACUUGAGGGUAUUACAGAAGAUGGACUGAAUAAGGUGAACAUAUUUAUUUAAUUCUCUAUUACCAAACGAAUGGAUAGAUGUAAUAUCCUUAUUGAUCAACCUUUUUCCUCUUCUCUCAGUGCAGUUACACCAUGGCUGUGUUCAGGUAAAAUGGAGUGAGUGUAGACUAGAGGUAGAUAAAGUCAGAGGCCAGGUCCAAUUCUGUUACCAGUGGGAAUGCUUCUACUUCUGUAAUGAUCUUGAACAGUUUUUCUACAAUGCCAGAAAUAAAAUGCCAUUUCAUAGA
Molecule: messenger RNA, 1604 nt
Organism: Oncorhynchus tshawytscha (Chinook salmon)
Lineage: Eukaryota; Metazoa; Chordata; Actinopteri; Salmoniformes; Salmonidae
Gene: lg10h14orf119
Product: linkage group 10 C14orf119 homolog
Exons: 3
Coding region: 337-951 (204 amino acids)
Source: RefSeq, a predicted model, not a curated record